UUUCUUCUUCUCACCACAAAGCUCUUCCCUUUUAUGUUUCUUUACCACUCUCGGAUCUUCGCAACAUCUUAAAGAGGUAAAUUCCAAAAAAAACUUGAGCUUUCUCGUUGCUGAUUCCAUCGGAAUCUGGAACUUUUCAUCCUAAUUGAGGAUACCCAUCUCCCAAGUUUCGCAAUUUGUUUGUUUAAAAGAUCCAUCUUUGAGCUGCAGCCCAGAUAGCUUCAAUGGAGGAACAGAGAGAGGAGAGUGAGUUCGUUGGUGAUUCCAUUGAGGAGGAAGAAGAAGCUGGUAAGGGAUUAGGUUUAUCUUCUAAAACUGAAACCCUAGAUGAUGGUGAGGAUACAAACAACACGGUACAGGUUUCGGAUUCAGAUGUAGAAGAUGGCAAUAAGGAUAAUUUGGUUUCUGAUGUGAAAGCUGAUGAAGAUGUUGCACUGACUGUCACGGACCCUGAAAUUGAUGGAGAUGCUGAGGUGAAGAUGAAUGGUGAGACGGUUGCUAAGUCUCAAGUUAAGAGUGGAGGAGAAGGGGAAACUGUAAUCUCUGGUGGGAAUGAGGUAACUGCUAAUGACAACGCAAGUUGUGAAGUUGAGGAUAGUGGUGAUGCUGAACAAAAUGUUCACACUGAAAAGUCCCAGCAAAGUUCAGUAGAUGCAGAGAUGGUUCCUGUUACUGAAAAGAAAGCUGACCAAGAGAAGAAAUCCACAAAGAAUCUCGAAGAGACUGUGGGAUCCGAGACCAAAGAUGCUGAGCAAGUAAAUCCAGGUACUGUUUUGGAAGCUAGCUCUGCUGCUGAAGUAAAUGGUGAAGAAAACAUAACCAAUGAAGAAGAAAAAGGAGAAGCCAUGGAGAUUGAUUAUGCGGCAGAAGAACUGGUUGAAGAUGAUGUUAAAGUAGGUGAAGCUUUAGAUAAUCCAGUAGCUGAAGCUGACGUGAAUAAUUCCAAUGUAGUAAGUGAAAUGGAAAUUGACGAACAAAAAGAUAAUGCUGAUAAGGCCACCGAAACAAUCGUAGCUUCUGAUUUAGCAAACCCAAACAGUCCCCCUGAAGAUGCUGCUCCAGGGAAUAUACAAGACCUUAAAACCGACACCAGGAAUAUCUCUCUGAAAGAGGAUAAGAAAGCUACUGGUAUGGCAGAGGAAGCUGCCACGGUUGCUAUUGAAAAUGGAUCGACUGAAGCACCUGUUGCUUCUGGAGCACAAUCUCCAGUUGCUGCUACAGAAUGUUCAAAAGAGGCCUCUGAUGCAAAUUUGGGAUCUGAAGGAAGUAAAGAUCAUGCAUGCUUGGAUACGAAAACGGCAGAUCAACAAGAUGCAGUGAUAGAGGAAGAGGACAUCAUAACUCAUGAAUCCCAAAGUAUCGAUCCAAACCAAAAGGAAGAUACAGGAAUGGAAGAAGAUCCCAGUAAUUCUGAUUUUGCUGAUGAUGAAGCUGGUUCUGAUGUUAAGACCAAUGGUGUGAAACGAAAGGCUGAUGUCCUGAGUGAAGAUUCACCAGGAGAAGGUACGAAGACUGUCUCCUUGGCAAAGGUGUCUUUUGCAGAAAGGCCCUCCUUUAAGAUUGGUGCAUGCAUAGCCAGAGCUGCUAGUCAGAUGACUGGUUCUUCUUUAGUUUUGAAGGGUAGUAACUGUGAUGAUGAAACUCUCUCUGUUGAGAGUUUUGUGUCCCAGCUUCACUCUGCAGCAACAGACCCUGAUAAAGAGAAUGUUGUAUCUGAAAUUGCUGCUGGUUUUUUCUUAGAUUUCCGAAACUCCUCGGCUUUGCAGCAAGGUCCCCCAGAAAAGGUAGGCAAAAAAAGAGGUAGACCAUCCAAUUCUGAUGUAGCAGGAACUGAAGCAUUCGAGUUUGAGGAAAUGGGCGACACAUACUGGACUGACAGAGUGAUCCAUAAUGGUGGUGAAGAGCAAACACCACCAACCGAGAAAGGAAAUUAUCAAGUUGUGCCAGUUGAGUUGAAACCUGCUCAGGUUCAAAGAACUCGUCGACCAUACAAAAGACGACAGACUCAGAUCCAUAUUCCUCUUUCAGUCUCAGACAAACCGGCAAACUUUGAUGAGAAUGCACCAGCUGAACUUGUAAUGAAGUUUUCUGAAGCGGAUACUAUACCUCCUGAGAAGAGCCUGAGUAAAAUGUUUAGGCAUUUUGGACCAAUAAGGGAGUCGCAAACUGAAGUUGACAAGGAAAAUAACCGGGUUGUGAAGGCGGUAGAAGAAGUUUUAACCACUAUUCAAUCUGAUGAAGUGCUCGGGUUACUCACUGAGACUGUUCAAUCUGAUGAAGGAAGAGAAGAUGAUCGUGUGAAGAAAGUGAAAACAUUUAGCAUUCCAUUGGCUCUGCCAUGGUUAUGGUUUGGCUCAGCGGUUGAGCUGAUUGGUACAGUGCUCGGUUACUCACUUGCCUCACCAGCCAUGUACCAUCGCACUGAAAAUUUGAAACCUUUCUAUCUUGACCAGUUUGCAGUGAAGCAGGCUCGGUAUAGAUCUAUAUAUUUGAAAACGUUGAUAUCCGUUGGAGUUGAUGUUCUGCUCAAGUCUGUUCUUGCAUUGCAAUUGAUUUUCUUGAGGGAAAUGGGUGAUGAAGACAUUGGCUUAAUCAGUUAA
This is a messenger RNA of Camelina sativa (false flax), 2600 nucleotides long. NCBI's taxonomy places the organism in Eukaryota, Viridiplantae, Streptophyta, Magnoliopsida, Brassicales, Brassicaceae. The record is from RefSeq and is a predicted model, not a curated record.